CACAGCCAAUGGGAAAUACCGGCGAAGCACCAAGAGCCAAUCACAAGACGGUUUGCUAUGACGAUGCCAAUAGGAGUUAGUCUCCUCGCUACAGUAUUGCGCAUGUGCCCGGCAGCAACAUGGCUACCCCUGUGGAUCUAGAGCUGAAGAAGGCUUUCACUGAACUGCAAGCCAAAGUUCUUGAUACCCAACAGAAGGUUAAACUUGCGGAUUUACAAAUUGAACAACUAAAUAGGACAAAGAAGCAUGCGUAUCUUACCGGUGCAGAAAUUAAGACCCUGUCUGACUCCACGCCUAUGUAUGAAGGAGUAGGAAGAAUGUUUGUCCUGCAAACAAAAGAUACAAUUCACAACCAGCUCUUAAAUAAACAAAAAGUCGCUGAUGAGAAAAUUGCAGAGUUGGAGCAAAAGAAGACGUAUCUGGAGCGAAGCGUAAAGGAUGCUGAAGAUAACAUACGAGAAAUGUUAAUGGCCAGAAGAGCGCAAUAAGCGUUGCCGUCAGCACGGACACACAGUUUUCUUUAUUUAAUGUUUUUUUUAUUACCUGUGGAAUAUGCCAAUAAUGCAGUCAGUAAAUAACAAGUGCAUUUUUGAGUACAUGCAGCAAGACGCAAUAUAACUAAUAAAGGCAAGUGAGAAAAUGUUCUAAUUAAA
Molecule: messenger RNA, 653 nt
Organism: Xenopus laevis (African clawed frog)
Lineage: Eukaryota; Metazoa; Chordata; Amphibia; Anura; Pipidae
Gene: pfdn1.L
Product: prefoldin subunit 1 L homeolog
Exons: 4
Coding region: 120-488 (122 amino acids)
Biological process (GO): protein folding
Cellular component (GO): prefoldin complex; cytoplasm
Molecular function (GO): protein folding chaperone
Source: RefSeq, a predicted model, not a curated record